Molecule: messenger RNA, 1276 nt
Organism: Dichomitus squalens LYAD-421 SS1
Lineage: Eukaryota; Fungi; Basidiomycota; Agaricomycetes; Polyporales; Polyporaceae
Exons: 7
Coding region: 1-996 (331 amino acids)
Biological process (GO): transcription elongation by RNA polymerase II
Cellular component (GO): elongin complex; nucleus
Source: RefSeq, a predicted model, not a curated record
AUGUCUUACGAUAUUGAUUCCGGCGGCCGUCCUAUCCCCACUCUUGUUCAGUACUGUCAACGCGUCGCCUCCGCCAACGUCGAGAGUAUCUGCAGCCUAGGCGAAGGUUGGCGCAACGAUCUCAUCAGGCCUGUGCUGGAGAGCUGCACCCCAGAAACGCUUCAGAGAUUCGAGCACGCGGACCCAUACAUCGCGAACGACACUCAAGACAUCUGGAAGAGGCUCUUCCUCAAGGAAUUCCCCAUAGCGGCUCACCAGUACGAAUCAAAUGCCCUGGAAGAGCCCGAGUCGUGGAGGGACGAGCUCUUCGCUCUGCGUGAUCGAGAGCACGCGAAACUGAAUGCACUAUCCAAUAGACUCAAAGCCUCGCGUCAAGAGGAGGAAGAACGCAAGAGAGAGUCCGCUAUCAAACUCACUGACAAAGUCCCCCCGGCAAAGCGGUCCCGUCCCUGGGGUGCGCCUUCCCAACCCAAGACCCUUUUCCAGAAGACAAGGACGGAAGCAUCACGCUUGAGUAAAGGCGUUUUCGGCUCGCGUAUUACUCGGCCAGCGUUUCAGACCCGGAGGAUCGUGCCCAGUACUGCAAGUGCUAAACCGCCGCCACCCUCUCGGACGGCAUCCUCCGUCAAGGCACUCAGCAGUGCGCAGCCGAGUGGCUCGCGCGUAGUCGUAAGGAGUGUUCCCGUCGUGCACACACCGCCGCCACCUUCCAAGCAGGCGUCGCCAAUGCUGACCGAAUCAGCAAGUGCUAUCCCAACAACGUCCGACGUCUUUUCUAUAAUUGCUUCGCCUCCACCUAUCGCAUCAUCACCCUCGCCUUCAAGUAGUCCCCCACAAACGUUGUGGUCGCCGAUGCCUCAACUGCAAAUACAAUCUCCCGAGGCUCGUUCGCCGCCUUCUCGGGCGCCAGGAAAGAAGAAUCCAGGGGCGUCGCUGUUCAUGCCCAAGCACCGAGCUUACUCGCAGCUUCCGCGUGGUGUACAGUCAAAGUCAUAGACCUGCACAACGUCAACGCUUUGUCGAUUAUUGCUAUCUCCACUUAGAAUCCACUCUGCAACCGAUUAGUCGCUCGCUCUCGUUCGCAUCCCUUCUGUAUACCAUCAACCAUGUCACAUUGUCAUCCCGACGCUAUCAUACGGCACCCGUUUUCGUGACGCUUUCCAGCCUUCAUCACAUCCAGCUAGCCAUCUUGGGUCAUUGUUCCAACGUAUUCAUCAGGGAACCUACAGGAAGUGUACUGUACUGCACAUGUUCAUCACAUGUAGUUUUCUUUCAG